Messenger RNA from Phragmites australis (common reed), 1336 nucleotides. RefSeq lists its product as uncharacterized. The transcript is spliced from 4 exons. Gene Ontology annotation, biological process: mitotic G2 DNA damage checkpoint signaling. The record is from RefSeq and is a predicted model, not a curated record. Bases 403 to 1089 code for a protein of 228 amino acids. Gene Ontology annotation, cellular component: nucleus. Gene Ontology annotation, molecular function: chromatin binding. NCBI's taxonomy places the organism in Eukaryota, Viridiplantae, Streptophyta, Magnoliopsida, Poales, Poaceae.
CAGGCCAUGCCAGAGCCACGCCCGUGGAAAGUGACGGUGCGCGACGAGGCGAGCACAGGAGACGGUCCACAGAGGCAGCGGUGGCGGGAGGGCUGGAAGAGGCGAGAGGCGGCGGAAACGGAAGCGGCAGCGGAGGCGGGGAGACCGGUCGCCAUGGGAGGACGUGCCUGGGGGGACUCGAGUCCCAGGACCCUUCCCUCGGGACCAGGCUCGGUCGGGCCCUUAUAUGAUAAAAAAGAACGGACGGGCUGGAUAGUAAUGCCCACACCCGCCCUCCAUUAGAGCGGGGAAACCACGAGAAUUCCCCAAUCCGCCGCCACCAAAUUCAAAUCUCUUCACCAAUUCCUCCCCUCCGCACCACCUGAGAGGCUGAGCGCUUGAGCCUGGGACCCAGCGAUCGCCAUGGCAUCGGCGACGCUCUUCCUCGCCCUCCAGUGCGUGCAGUGCGCCACCCUGCAGGUGAAGCAGCAGCAGCAGAAGAAGAGCAGCAACAAGUGGGUGUGCGUGGUGUGCAACCAGCGCCAGUCCGUGCUCCGCGUCCACGCCCGGGGCUACCGCGCCGCUGACCUCCGCCGCUUCGUGCAGGACGCCAACAUGUCCCGCGGCCGCCGCGAGUUCGCCCCUUUGGCCGAGGCGGCGGCGGCGGCCGAGGAGGAGCGGGAUGAGAUUCCCAGGGGGGAGAGGCGGAUGGACUGGUCCGAGUACCUGGACAGUCCGAGGGAGCAGCGUGAUGGCUGGGGCGGCGUAGAUGGAGAAACAGAUACAGGGAUUGAAGUGACAACUGAACUGCCUCAAGAAAGGCCUAAAAUUCGGCCUCCCAAAGCCCAACUGGGUGUAGCAGGAAAGAGACCCAAGCCAUCAACAAAUCCCACUUUAUCCAAGAGGCAGCGGAUUGAGCAAGUACCAAGUCCCUGGUCUGCGACUACUACUGCUGAAGCACAAAGAUCAAAAUGGAGCAAGUAUUUGGACCCAAUCUUCUCUGGAGAGAGAAAUGGUUCGGAGAGCUCUGAGCAGCACUGGACUGAAACUGAUCAAUAUGCCGCUACUGAAGUAGUAGUGGAUGAGGAGGUACACCCUGAUUUCAUCUGAUCCCGUAUUGGAUUGGAAUGCGGAACACCUGUUUUGGUAGCAGGUAGUUUGAUAGAGAUGCAAUGUGCUGUUAGAUAUUCUUUAGUAUGACGUGAUCUCCAGAGUAGAUUGAGUUGAAGGAACAAAAACUGAAUAGAAAUUAGGAUAAGCAAUAAGUUGUCGAAACAAUUGUUCCUUUGACGGAUGCCGGGCACUUGUUAACGAAAAUGAUGUUUUCAUCACAUCUUGAUAUCUUGCUCUUUCCUCA